AUGGAGAUGUUCAUAGAAUCUCUUGAGUUGUGUUCCUUGAACAAGCUUAGGAUAGGAAGUCCAAUAUUCACUUGGUCAAAUAAUAGAACUGGCACGAAUCAUACCAAAGAAAUACUGGACAGUGCCUUGGGAAAUCCAACCUGGCUACAAAUGUUUAGAGAUGCCUCCUGUAUGGUCAUACCUGUAGUAAAAUCAGACCAUUCACCCCUGAAAAUCUGUUUAGACUGUAAAUGGAAGAUUGGAAAUAGCAAUGUCAGAAUUUUUAGAUUUGAAGCUGCAUGGAACUUGAAGGAAGGGUGUGACCAUUCUAUUAAGGAAGGGUGGAGAAUGGAUGCUCCUGGUGUUAGUCAGACUGAAAGGAUGUCCAGAAGACUUGGGAACUGUAGUUCAGCAUUGAGAAGGUGGAACUCAACAGAGAACAGGAAAACACCUAAUGAGAUUAAGGACAAAAUGAAAAGGCUCGGAGAAUUACAAGAAAUGGGAAGUGGGGAAAAUGAGAUUGAAACAACAUUAGCUGAGGAAGAUUUAAAGUGGAAGCAAAGAGCAAAACAACACUGGAUGAAAAUGGGAGAUAAAAAUACAAAAUUUUACCACCUUCAUGCCACCCAAAGAAGAAACACAAACAUAAUUCAGGAAAUACUUGACUGCAGGGGUAACUUGGUCACUGGGAAACAACAAAUAGGGUCCAUACUCUCCUCCUUCUUCAUUGAGUUAUUCACAUCCUCGAGACCCAUGUGGAAUAGAAGAAUGCCUAGAAAACUUGCCUCAGAAAGUCACUCCUGA
Molecule: messenger RNA, 783 nt
Organism: Carya illinoinensis
Lineage: Eukaryota; Viridiplantae; Streptophyta; Magnoliopsida; Fagales; Juglandaceae
Exons: 1
Coding region: 1-783 (260 amino acids)
Source: RefSeq, a predicted model, not a curated record